GUGUCACUAUUUUGAAUCAGAGAGAUAUACUACAAACACCAAACACUUUGAUAGGGCCCCCUCCCCACCCCUUCCACUUUCCACCAAAAUUUAACACUCUAAUUCCUAGGCCCCUACCCCAACCCCCACUGCAAUAUCUCCUUCACCGCCUACCCUUCUUCUCCAUCAUUCUCCAUUUUUCUUCAAUUCUACUCUAUACACCUACUUGGCCUCAAAAAACAACACUUUUUUUUUCUGUCUAUAGUUUCUUGAUUAUCUUCAAUGGCUAAGUUAAUUGCAGAAGUUCUUGAUGCAAGUGAUCUGAUGCCUAAAGAUGGACAAGGUUCAGCAAGUCCUUUUGUUGAAGUAGAUUUUGAUGAGCAACGUCAAAGAACUCAAACUAAAAACAAAGAUCUCAACCCUCAAUGGAAUGAAAAACUUGUUUUCAACAUCAAGAAUCCAAGAGACCUUGAAAAUCAGACAAUUUCUGUUUAUGUUUAUAAUGACCAAAAACAGGGACACCACAAGAAUUUUCUUGGUCGUGUUAAGAUUUCUGGUGCUUUUAUCCCGUUUUCUGAUUCUGAAGCUUUAGUUCAGAGAUACCCACUUGAUAAAAGAGGAAUCUUUUCACAUAUCAAAGGGGAUAUUGCUUUAAGAAUCUAUGCUGUUCUUGGUGGUGGUGUUGCUGAUGUUCUUGGUGGUGGUGGUAAUGUCAUUCCGCCGUCGGUGACGGUGGAAACUGAGCAGCAGAAUGUGAAUAAUGGUGAAGAUAGAGCAACCCCUUUUACUCUAUUUCAAGAAAUUAACACCAACAACUUUGAAGAACAGUACAUGAAGGACGCUGAAAUCAAGAAGAAGGAUAAGAAGAAGAAGAAAGAACCAGAGGUAAGAACUUUUCAUUCUAUUCCUGCACCGGCGCCGGUGCCGGUGCCGGUGCCGGCGUCUGGUCUAUCACCACCUCCGGUGGUGAUAGAGAAAAGGGCUGAUUUUGCAAAGGCUGGUGGACCAAUGGCUAGCAAUGUAAUGCAGAUGCAAAUGGGUGGUGGUCCAAGGCCUGAAUUUGGUUUAGUGGAAACAAGGCCACCUUUGGCUGCAAGAAUGGGGUAUUGGGGUAGAGAUAAAACUGCUAGUACUUAUGAUUUGGUGGAACCAAUGCAUUUCUUGUAUAUUAAUGUUGUUAAAGCUAGGGAUCUUCCAGUUAUGGAUAUAUCAGGGAGUCUUGAUCCUUAUGUUGAGGUGAAACUUGGUAAUUACAAAGGUGUUACAAGGCAUUAUGAAAAGAAUCAAUACCCUGUAUGGAACAGUGUUUUUGCCUUCUCUAAAGAAAGACUGCAAUCUAAUUUGAUUGAAGUUACUGUAAAAGAUAAGGAUUUUGGGAAAGAUGAUAUUGUUGGCAAAGUUAUGUUUGAUAUUGCUGAAGUCCCUCUUCGUGUUCCACCAGAUAGUCCUUUAGCUCCACAAUGGUACAGGUUGAUCAAUAAGAAAGGAGAGAAGAUUCCACAAGGUGAAAUCAUGCUUGCUGUUUGGAUGGGAACUCAAGCUGAUGAGGCUUUUCCUGAGGCUUGGCAUUCUGAUGCUCAUAUGGCUAGUCAACAAAAUUUGGUUAAUACGCGAUCCAAAGUAUAUUUCUCACCUAAAUUGUAUUACCUAAGAGUUCAUGUUAUUGAAGCUCAGGAUCUUCUGCCAUCAGAUAGAAGCCGGAUGCCCGAGGCUUAUGCCAAGUUACAGCUUGGGCACCAAGUAAGGACUACCAAGCCCUCACCUAUGAGACACAUUAAUCCGGUGUGGAAUGAGGAGCUAAUGUUUGUUGCAUCUGAGCCUUUUGAGGAGUAUUUGAUAAUAGAUGUCGUGGAUAGAGUUGGACCGGGAAAAGAUGAAUUGAUUGGCAGGGCUAUGAUAUCAUUUAAAAAUAUUCCAACCAGAGUUGAUAUCUCUAAGCUACCAGAUGCUAUAUGGUUCAAUCUUCUCAAGCCUUCUCAUGCGGCAGAUGAUGACGAGAAGAAGAAAGAAGUGAAGUUCUCUAGCAAGAUUCACCUUAGAAUUUGGAUAGAUGCUGGUUACCAUGUUCUUGAUGAGUCUACACAUUCUAGCAGUGAUCUUCAACCAUCAUCAAAGUUCUUGAGAAAGCCGAGUAUUGGACUUCUUGAAUUAGGUAUUCUCAGUGCCAAGAAUCUGAUGCCAAUGAAGAGUAAAGAGGGUCGAAUUACAGAUUCAUAUUGUGUUGCUAAGUAUGGGAAUAAAUGGGUUCGAACAAGAACACUCAUUGACACUCUGGCUCCUCGAUGGAACGAACAGUUCUCUUGGGAAGUGUUUGAUCCGUGUACCGUUGUCACCAUUGGGGUCUUUGACAAUUGUCACAUCAAUGGCAAAGAUGAAGCUAGAGAUCAGAGAAUUGGUAAGGUGAGAGUUAGAUUAUCGACUUUGGAAACUGAUCGGAUCUAUACACAUUUUUAUCCAUUGCUGGUUCUUACACCUUCUGGUUUAAGGAAACAUGGAGAGCUUCAUUUGGCCAUAAGGUUCACUUGUACUGCUUGGGUGAACAUGGUAGCACAAUAUGGGAAGCCAUUGCUCCCGAAAAUGCAUUAUGUGCAACCCAUUUCCGUUAGGCAUAUUGAUUGGUUGCGCCACCAGGCAAUGCAGAUAGUAGCUGCAAGGCUGGCCAGGGCUGAGCCACCUCUUAGAAGGGAGGUUGUUGAGUAUAUGCUGGAUGUGGAUUACCAUAUGUUCAGCCUCAGAAGAAGCAAAGCUAAUUUCUUUCGCAUAAUGGGGCUGCUUUCUGGGAUUUCGGCAGUUCAUGGAUGGUUUAAUGGGAUUUGCAAUUGGAGAAACCCUUUGACGACUAUCCUUGUCCAUGUGCUCUUCUUGAUAUUGAUUUGCUAUCCAGAACUCAUUUUGCCAACAAUUUUCCUGUACCUGUUUGUAAUUGGCUUGUGGAACUACAGGUUUAGGCCUAGAGCUCCACCCCACAUGGAUGCUCGCCUUUCGCAAGCUGAAAAUGCUCACCCAGAUGAACUGGAUGAAGAAUUUGAUACAUUCCCUACUUCCCGGCAAACAGACGUUAUAAGAAUGAGGUAUGAUCGACUGAGGAGUGUGGCCGGGAGGGUGCAAACUGUAGUUGGAGAUUUGGCAACACAAGGUGAAAGGGCUCUUUCCAUACUAAGCUGGCGGGAUCCAAGGGCUACUGCUAUAUUUAUAAUCCUUGCAUUGAUCUGGGCUGUGUUUCUAUAUGUUACUCCAUUCCAAGUAGUUGCAGUGCUCAUAGGACUUUACUGGUUGCGCCAUCCACGAUUCAGGAGCAAGCUACCAUCAGUACCUGUCAACUUCUUCAAGAGAUUACCAUCCAAGUCUGAUAUGCUUUUGUAAGAUGCUGGUAAAUUUUCACCUUAUCUAUGUAUUCAAGUUGUAAAAUAGAGAGAUGGGUUCAGUGAAUAAGUGGGGAUAAAAGGCUGCUACACAAGACCAAAAUGGAAGAGCAGUUUUCCUUGUUUCCCCACACCCCACAAUCCAUACUUACAUAAUGCACGUUCCACAUUCUUCAAGCUCCUGUAUUAGAUAACAAGUCUUUGUUUAUUUUCUUGGUUGAUAUUGUAAUCAAUCUAUGAGGUUGUAGAAUAUGGUUGUUUGUAUCUGUUUAGAUGUAAAAAGGAAUUGCAGAUUCAAAGCUGAUUA
Messenger RNA from Solanum tuberosum (potato), 3648 nucleotides. Its product is annotated as protein QUIRKY. The transcript has a single exon. The record is from RefSeq and is a predicted model, not a curated record. Bases 262 to 3342 code for a protein of 1026 amino acids. Lineage: Eukaryota; Viridiplantae; Streptophyta; Magnoliopsida; Solanales; Solanaceae.